Echinococcus granulosus is the source of this 363-nucleotide messenger RNA. RefSeq names its product retinaldehyde binding protein-related protein. The transcript is spliced from 4 exons. Bases 1 to 363 code for a protein of 120 amino acids. The record is from RefSeq and is a predicted model, not a curated record. NCBI's taxonomy places the organism in Eukaryota, Metazoa, Platyhelminthes, Cestoda, Cyclophyllidea, Taeniidae.
AUGUUACGACGAAGGCAAAUUCACCAUCCAAUAAUUCCUGAUAUUUUUAAAAAGAAGGCUGUCGACGAGUUGCAGGAGAGACCAAAACAACUAUCCCAACAGUUGGAAAAUUUUAGACUAUGGUACUUUGCGACCCCGUCUUUGCGUUGCCCUAUUGAUGACACGUUUCUACUAGCCUUUCUGAGGUACACCCACUUCGACCAAAGGAAAGCAGCUGAACGCUUAAAUAACUUCUGCCUCUUCCGAACUUACUUAGCACCGCAGUGGUUUCAGUACAGAAACUACGGUAGUGAAUUGACCAAUAGUUUUUUGACCUCCAGUAUGUAUGACUGUGAUGAGCAGCACGUGACCCCAAUCACCUGA